AAUAGUUUUCUGAUGAACUAUCCAGUACUGUAACCUUGUCUAUAGUUAUAGCAGGUGGCAAUAAGCCUCAAAGUUGAAACAAAACCAGCUGAUGAUCCUAGCAAGAGCAUUACAAUUUGACUAUGACUAUGGAUGACCUAAUGACAAAUAAAUCCGGCAAAGCCAUUUGUUUUUUUUUUUUACUGCUCUGUCUACUUUUAAUCUCUACUGAUUCAGUUGUGACCAACUGGCCGGGAUCCAAAUUCGAUAGAUUUAAGGCUCCCCCUACUAAUUAGUAUGGCACAAGAACUCCAAAUGGAAACGAAAUAAGUUUGUAGGUUUCCUGAUAUUAAGAGGAGAAGGUUCUGACAUCUAGAACUUUCUUUUCUCACAAUUAGCUUUAUCUUUCAUAACAGGAGAAGGACUAGGAAUCCAACUUAACUAAGGAAAACCGAAACUUUUCCUCUCCUCACCAGAAACGGACUUGCCCUCACGCCUCUCCUAUAAAUAUCCCCGUUCCCAACUAAAAGCCUCAUAACGCACACAAUUUCUUUUGCUUCUAAUCGAUUAACAAACUCACAAUGACGAACCAACGUGAAGGAACAAAUAAGCGGGACUUCAGCACCGCGAUUCUGGACCGCAAGAAGGCUCCAAAUCGCCUUGUUGUCGAUGAAGCAGUGGUGGAUGACAACUCCACCAUCCAACUCUGCCCGGAGACCAUGGAGAAGCUCCAGCUCUUUCGUGGCGACACAGUCUUGAUCAAGGGAAAGAAGCAUAGAGACACAAUCUGUAUUGCUCUUGCUGAUGACACCUGUGAAGAACCAAAGAUAAGGAUGAACAAGGUUGUGAGGAACAACCUUAGGGUUAGGCUUGGUGAUGUUGUUUCCAUUCACCAAUGCGCUGAUGUCAAGUAUGGAAACCGUGUCCACAUUCUUCCUAUAGAUGACACAAUCGAAGGGAUCACUGGAAAUCUGUUUGAUGCCUACUUGAAGCCUUAUUUCCAGGAAGCCUACCGCCCGGUGAGGAAAGGCGAUCUUUUCCUAGUGAGAGGAGGAAUGAGGAGUGUGGAGUUCAAGGUUGUUGAGACUGAUCCUCCUGAGUAUUGUGUGGUUGCUUCAGACACUGAAAUUUUCUGCGAGGGAGAACCUGUUAGAAGGGACGAUGAGGAAAGAUUAGAUGAGGUAGGGUAUGAUGAUAUUGGUGGAGUUAGGAAACAGAUGGCUCAGAUUCGCGAAUUGGUUGAGCUGCCUCUGAGGCAUCCUCAGCUGUUUAAAUCAAUAGGUGUCAAACCACCAAAGGGUAUUCUGCUCUAUGGUCCUCCUGGAACUGGAAAGACUCUAAUUGCAAGAGCUGUUGCUAAUGAAACUGGGGCCUUCUUUUUCUGUAUCAAUGGACCAGAAAUCAUGUCCAAGAUGGCUGGAGAGAGUGAGAGCAACCUCAGGAAAGCUUUUGAGGAAGCAGAGAAGAAUGCACCAUCAAUCAUAUUUAUUGAUGAGAUUGAUUCCAUUGCUCCCAAGAGAGAGAAGACUAAUGGAGAAAUUGAGAGGAGGAUUGUUUCCCAGCUCUUGACACUUAUGGAUGGACUAAAGUCCCGAGCACAUGUAAUUGUAAUGGCGGCUACUAAUCGUCCAAACAGUAUUGACCCGGCUCUUAGAAGGUUUGGAAGAUUUGAUAGGGAAAUAGAUAUUGGUGUUCCAGAUGAAGUUGGGCGCCUUGAGGUCCUCCACAUUCAUACCAAGAACAUGAAGCUUGCUGAAGAUGUCGAUUUAGAAAGGGUUGCCAAGGACACUCACGGUUAUGUUGGGGCUGAUCUAGCUGCUUUAUCAACUGAGGCUGCACUUCAAUGCAUCCGAGAAAAGAUGGAUGUGAUUGACUUGGAAGAUGAGACAAUAGAUGCUGAGGUACUUAACUCAAUGGCGGUUACAAAUGAGCACUUCCAAACUGCUCUUGGAACAAGCAACCCAUCUGCUCUUCGUGAGACGGUUGUUGAAGUGCCCAAUGUCACUUGGGAUGCAAUUGGAGGUCUGGAAAAUGUUAAGAGAGAACUUCAAGAGACUGUUCAAUAUCCUGUUGAGCACCCGGAGAAAUUUGAGAAAUUCGGAAUGUCACCCUCAAAGGGAGUUCUUUUCUAUGGCCCUCCUGGAUGCGGUAAAACUCUUCUGGCCAAGGCUAUUGCCAAUGAGUGUCAGGCAAACUUCAUCAGUAUCAAGGGACCUGAAUUGCUAACCAUGUGGUUUGGAGAGAGUGAGGCCAAUGUCAGGGAAAUAUUUGACAAGGCUCGUGCAUCGGCUCCAUGUGUCCUCUUCUUCGAUGAGCUUGAUUCCAUUGCUACUAAAAGAGGUAGUAGUGCAGGUGAUUCUGGAGGUGCUGAUAGGGUUUUGAACCAACUCCUUACAGAAAUGGAUGGAGUGUCUGCCAAGAAAACUGUGUUCAUUAUUGGGGCAACCAACAGACCUGACAUUAUAGACCCUGCACUUCUUCGACCAGGACGUCUGGAUCAGUUGCUUUACAUCCCUCUCCCUGAUGAGGAAUCUCGCUAUCAAAUAUUCAAGUCUUGCUUGAGGAAAUCUCCGGUUUCCAAAUAUGUGGACCUCAGUGCUCUUGCCAAGCACACACCAGGAUUUAGUGGUGCUGAUAUCACAGAAAUAUGCCAGCGUGCUUGCAAAUAUGCCAUUAGAGACAACAUUGAGAAAGAUAUCGAGAGGGAGAGGAGGAGAAGUGAGAAUCCUGAGAUUAUGGAAGAUGAUGAGAAUGAAGUAGCUGAGAUUACUGCAGCUCAUUUUGAGGAAUCGAUGAAGUAUGCUCGCAGGAGCGUCAGUGAUGCUGAUAUCCUCAAGUACCAGGCAUUUGCGACUACAUUGCACCAGGCAAGAGGGUUUGGAGCAGAUGAGUUCAGGUUUCCCAGUGGUUCGGGUGCUGCUAUUGGAUCUGAUCCUUUUGCAACUACUAACGCUGGUGAAGCUGAUGAAGAUCUUUAUGAUUAGUAUUUUACUUUGUUCUGUUGUUUGUCUUUUAAUUUUCAUGUUUGUUUUACGAUUAGUAUCUGUAAGUUCCUGACAAAUAAAUCUGUUAUCAGAUGUUAGAAUUUAGUGUAGUCUGGUAAAAGAAAAUUCAAAAGGUUUGUAAUUUCAACUCUGUUGUCUUCCACAUCAUACAUUUUCUUUUUUAAUAUUUAGUUAUUCUGCUUCUACUCAUCAACUGGGAAUGUGAAAAACUGGCUCAAGUUGUUGCAAUAGCAUGCUUAAAUUCUCAUGGCAAUGCUCAUCAUUCGAUUAUCUGCUUACUU
Molecule: messenger RNA, 3265 nt
Organism: Rosa chinensis
Lineage: Eukaryota; Viridiplantae; Streptophyta; Magnoliopsida; Rosales; Rosaceae
Product: cell division cycle protein 48 homolog
Exons: 1
Coding region: 561-2963 (800 amino acids)
Biological process (GO): retrograde protein transport, ER to cytosol; mitotic spindle disassembly; autophagosome maturation
Cellular component (GO): nucleus; VCP-NPL4-UFD1 AAA ATPase complex; cytosol
Molecular function (GO): ATP hydrolysis activity; ATP binding; polyubiquitin modification-dependent protein binding
Source: RefSeq, a predicted model, not a curated record